AUGUUUGUCUGGAAUGGAUUAGAAUAUGUGACCAUUGUGCUUGCAGAUUCGCGUCUGUCGGAUGUUUAUGAGUCUCUAAGUUUGGGCAAGAACAAUGCAAUGAGCGGAAUGGAGAUGUUGAAACAAUGGCUCGAAAAUGCCGAAGAAGUGUGCAAAACUGUUGUGCCAAAAAUAGUUGCCAUCUCGAGCAAAUCUGCUCUGUUCACCAGCGAAAAAUUGACGGAUCAGGCUGAAAAGAUUGGCGAGUUGAAUGGCGAGGUUUUGCAGCUCAUUUCUGCUGUCAAGGAAGAAACGCAGAGCCUGUCUCGGACAGUGGAGGUGUUAAAAAAGGACUCUGAUCUUAUGCUCAAACUUCGGCGAGAAUGCAUUGAAGAAAGCUCUGCUCAGAGAGCGAAAUCGAUCUUCACCUUGAGGCAACAGCAACAACGCACGAAUAAGAUAACUGAGAAGGCGCGAGCAAUUCUGGCAGAAUGUGCUACUUUCCAAACGGAAAAUCAGGAAACGCUUCAGUUGAUGGAAUCUCAAGACAAGGACGUCUUGGAAAGGAAUCAAGCUGAGAUCGAGGCGUGGCUGUCGACUUUCGAAGGCAGCGAGAAUUCGGCUAAACAAGCAAUACAGUCAGUAAACGGAGUUCUCGAUACCAUUAUGGAAACGAUAACAGAGAGGAUAUCAUCCUCUGCUGACGUUAUGAAAGAAACAUGUGAGCAGGCAGUGGAAGCUAGCGCUUCUGUAAAGAAACACGCGGAAUCGUUUGCUGAUGAAGUCCUUACGAAAAACAUGUUGUUGAGUAGUAAUAUGGGAGAUAUGUUAAAUUCUAUGUUCGAAGGAAGCGAGAUGAUUGAGAAAGGCAUCGCAGAAGUCGAAAUCGUCCGUCUGGAGGAUCAAGAUAAUCGAGCUAGAAGUGAUCUUGCGACUGCUCAAUAUCUGCGCGAUCAACUUGGACAGGUUAACCAUGAGAUGCUGGCGAUGAUAGAUGAAAACUAUUCGAGUCCGAAGGAAACAGGAAGUACUCCUCAAAAGUCGCACUAUCCAGUACCAAAGGAUUCAGAAGUACCUCAUGUUCCGAUAAAGGAAAAAUUUCUAGCUUCGGAAGGCUUGGACCUGAAUGCUCGGACACCACGUAAACCGACACUUUGUACCCGUGAAUCUUUGCUGGAGGCUCAAAGUAUCUGCAUAUCACCGGAAACACUCGUUGCUUCCAGGAAACGACGAUUAGAAGAUAUCGGAGAGGAGUCCGUUGGUCUUUCCAGUCGAGCAGGCAGUCGAGUAUCCAAGGAAAACGUAGAGAACUGA
This is a messenger RNA of Haemonchus placei, 1293 nucleotides long. NCBI's taxonomy places the organism in Eukaryota, Metazoa, Nematoda, Chromadorea, Rhabditida, Trichostrongylidae. The record is from the annotation of a GenBank genome assembly.